Empidonax traillii (willow flycatcher) is the source of this 1559-nucleotide messenger RNA. It is a transcript of the gene SLC30A3, whose product is annotated as solute carrier family 30 member 3. Gene Ontology annotation, cellular component: plasma membrane. The transcript has 8 exons. The record is from RefSeq and is a predicted model, not a curated record. Bases 25 to 1170 code for a protein of 381 amino acids. Gene Ontology annotation, biological process: zinc ion transmembrane transport; response to zinc ion. Gene Ontology annotation, molecular function: zinc ion transmembrane transporter activity. NCBI's taxonomy places the organism in Eukaryota, Metazoa, Chordata, Aves, Passeriformes, Tyrannidae.
CCCACGGUGCCGCUCGCGCCCGGGAUGGAGCCCCCGACCGGCACCGAGAACGCCCGCCUGGUGAGCCCGCGGGGCGGCCGCGCCGACGGCAGCCUGCGCCUCAAGAGUUUGUUCACAGGCUCCCAGGACCACCCGGCACUGGCGCCUCACCCGGCUUCAGCUCUCCACUGCCGCUGCAGCCUCCCGGCCCCCAGCCCCGGGAGGGGCAGGCUCCCCAGCCGGCAGCUGAGAGUCGCCUGCGCCGUCUGCUGCCUCUUCAUGGUCGGGGAGGUGAUAGGCGGGUACUUGGCGCACAGCCUGGCCAUCAUGACGGACGCGGCCCACCUGCUGACGGACUUGGGCAGUAUGUCCGUUAGCCUCUUCUCCCUUUGGGUCUCCACCCGCCCACCCACCAAGACCAUGACCUUCGGCUGGCACCGCUCAGAGAUGCUGGGCGCACUGGCCUCUGUCCUCUCCAUCUGGGUUGUGACCGCGGCCCUCGUCUACCUGGCGGCCGCCCGCAUCAUCAGCAACGACUACGAGAUUGAGGCGCGAGCCAUGCUGGCCACAUCCGCCUGUGCCGUUGGCAUCAACCUGGUCAUGGCCUACAUCCUGCACCAGUCCCCUGCCGGCCAUGGCCACGGCACAGUGGGCUAUGAGCAGCUGGAGAGCUCUGGGGGGUGCCAGCCCAGCCGUGCCCCCCUGCCUGGCAGCACCAGCGUGCGGGCAGCCUUCGUCCACGUGGUGGGUGACCUGCUGCAGAGCGUCGGUGUCCUCGUGGCUGCCACUAUCAUCUACUUCAAGCCUCAGUGCAAGAUUGCAGACCCCAUCAGCACUCUUUUCUUCUCGGUCUUUGUCCUUGGUUCCACCUUCACCAUCCUCAGGGAUGUCUUCAGGGUCCUCAUGGAAGGGACACCACGGGGCACUGAGUUCGAUGCGGUGAAGGAGGUGCUGCUGGAGGCCAGCGGGGUGCGGAGUGCCCACGACCUGCACCUCUGGGCGCUGACGCCGAGCCACCCUGCUGUGUCAGUGCACGUAGCUGUGGAGGCUGGCGCCGACCCCGAGAUGGUGCUCUGGGAUGUCACUGCCCGGCUCCAGAGCAGGUUCGGCUUCGCAUCUUGCACCGUGCAAGUAGAGCAGCACCGGGAGGAGACAGCAGCCUGUCCCCACUGCCAGGACCCCCAUGCCUGAGACCCCUGCCUGCUGCUGCACUGGGCCUGGCCUAGCCUUGGCUCCCCCUGCCCUGGAGCAGGCCAGUGCUUGGGGUGCUGUCCCCUGCUGUCCCCACCCCACUGCUGUGUAGCCCUGGAGUGCGACAGUACCCUCGGUGCACAGUCCUGGGUGGGACGGACACGUGGCCUGGGUCCAGCAGCCCAGGGGCUCCCUGGGAUCCUCCACUCGCUGCUGUGCCACAGCCUCUGAAGAAGGGGGAUCCUGCCCCACCACUCACCCCCACGGAGCCCGGCUGUCCUGGCAGGAACAAUGUCCCCUGUGGGGGACCCUAGAUGUUGCCUUGGAUCCAGAUGCUUGUGCCCCCAUCGCCCCCUUUGCUGCUGCUCAGGCUUGGGGAGGGCAGGUCA